Molecule: messenger RNA, 1854 nt
Organism: Fonsecaea erecta
Lineage: Eukaryota; Fungi; Ascomycota; Eurotiomycetes; Chaetothyriales; Herpotrichiellaceae
Product: poly(A)-specific ribonuclease
Exons: 3
Coding region: 1-1854 (617 amino acids)
Biological process (GO): nuclear-transcribed mRNA poly(A) tail shortening
Cellular component (GO): cytoplasm
Molecular function (GO): poly(A)-specific ribonuclease activity; RNA binding
Source: RefSeq, a predicted model, not a curated record
AUGGAUAUCAACAGCGGCAAUUUUUCAGAAGAAGUCAUCAAGAUAAUUCAGCAUAUCGCCACCAGCCGUUUCAUCGCCCUUGAUCUGGAGUUCUCUGGUGUUGCUGGGAGGCGUGGGGGUAGUUCAGGCAAGCUUGAUUUGCACGACUAUUAUCAAGAUCUCAGAUCGGCGGCACAGAUGUAUCAAAUCUUGCAAGUUGGCUUGACUGUUGUCACUGAGGAUAUCGAGGAAGGACGAUAUGAGGUUCGACCCUAUAAUUUUUAUCUCAAUCCACUACCCACAACGAAAGAAUCAGUUUUUGCUCGAGUAUGGUCGUAUAAUAGUGGUGCAAUUUCUUUCCUGCUUCGCAAUGGCUUCAACAUCGAUAAGCCCUUUCUACAGGGCAUCCAUUACCUUUCUCGGCAAGAGGAGGAUCAAGUGCGCAAGAAACUGAUCGAAGACGAACAGAUGAGAUCGAAUAUGCCAGACAUGAAACUCAAGGAAGAAGAUACGUUCCUGGUAGAACACGUCAGGCAGUCGAUCGAUGAGUGGCAAACCUUGGCCAAGGGCAAGCAGCAAUCCUAUCUCAAUAUCCCGAAAGAGGAUGCCGAAGACCCCAUACCUUCCGUCUUGAAUCGCUAUCAGGUUCGACUAACACAUCAGAUCGUUAGAAACGAAUAUCCGAACCUCAAGACGCAAGGAAUGGGUCAUUUUGUCCAGGUCACCAAUCCGACCAGCAAACAACAAGCUAAUGAGAAACGAGAGCGCGAGGAGAAACGUGAAGCAGACAUAGCGAAUGCUAUUGGAUUCCGUUGGAUCUUGGAGGCCAUUAUCGGCGGCGACAUCUCCAAACUUCCACACCUUUAUGUGGUAGCUGGAUUUCCGCCGGAAGAUCAGCCCAAGGACGUCCAGGCUUUUCUCAACGAGCUCCAGAAUAAACUGCGAAGCCAAUCCCGAGCUCUUGUCGGCCACAACUGCUUAACAGAUGUCAUGAAUUUGUACCGGUGUUUCGUUGGCGACCUCCCCGAGACAAUACAAGAUUUCAGCGCAAGGCUACGAGAGCUGUUCCCUGUCAUCAUUGACACCAAGUAUGUCGCCGGCCUAGGCAACAAGCGGUGGGCCGACACAUCCCUAAGAGCUGUGGAACGCGACUUGGAUUCUGUGACGCUACCUGAGGUACAUUUACCGCUCCACUUCGACCAAUACGUUUACGCUGCCAGCUAUCACGAGGCUGGGUAUGAUAGCUUUGUGACUGCCAAGAUUGGGCUGAGGCUACCUACCAAAUUGAGGAGAGAACAAAAAGAUGUCGAAUCUGUGGGCAAGGGCCCUGCUUUAAUAAUGGAAGAAGAGACCAGUGCUUUGUCGCCAAAAGACGCUGCUCAAACAACAACUGAAGCCCAUGCAAGGCAGGAUGGCCAGAAGCAAGGCAUGACACAAUCACUCGCCGACAUGAUCAAGGCCCCAGUAAGCACGGUCAAGUCUAUGCUGACAGGAGUGCCAAGCACGGUCGACCAAGUUUCCACCGUGCAUGCUGCAGGUGGGUCAUCACACAUGGAAGCAGAUGAGAAAAGGGGCAGCGGCAGAGUUGUUGCAACGAGGGACAGAGUUAAGCCACAUCCAGUAUCCAACGACGAGCUCAAGAAACUGAGGGUUAUAUCAAAGAAAGCCAAUAUCUUUGAUAUGCUUGAAGACGACCCCACAGAAGCCUCAGAGGAGCAAUUACAGACUAAUGAACAGCAGAGGAUUGCAAGCUUGGUGGAGGAAGGCCGACUGUUGCCGAGAUGGGAGGAGGAUGCGGAAUUUUGGCAGCUCCUAAGCAACAAGUUGCAGGCAAACGCCACCCAACAAGGGAUUUUGGAUCUUACGAAGCAUUGA